ACCUCCCACUCCCACAAGCAAAUAAAUAAUUGUCGAGUAGUUUGGGCGAUCAACAGUAAACGGGUUGCGAAUUUCAGCAGGAUAAGAAAUAGAGCUAUCAGAAUAUAGGGUUUCCAUUCCCAAUUUUCUACAGGCAAAUAAAUGGAUAGCCAUGAAGAAUACAGUCCUUUAUCAUGUAUUAGCUUGGUGGAUGAUAUUUCUGACACCAACCAUUUCAUGAACCAGCAAAUAUUUCUAACUGAAGAAUCUGUUAAUAAAUUGUCACUCCAGAGCAAAGGGAAUGAAAGUGAUGAAAGAGUGUGCUUUCAGAGCCAACAAGAUAAGCCUGUAUCAUGCUCUUGUGAAAUGCCUCAGGAUGAAUCUAGGAGCCAAGAACUGGCCAACACUGAGGAAGUUGAGUCUCUGUCUGGAAAGGUGGGACACCCAACACAUGAGAAUGGUGUUUUACCAUGUUGCCAGUUGGCUAUGCCUGCAGAGAACAGUGAUAAACAAUGUGUCUCUUCCCAGCCUGAGAAGACCACCAAGAACAUGAGCACAAAAAUAGCUGACAUGGAAGACUGUGAAACCGAGUCACCUCAAUAUACAGAAGCUGAGAUUGACCGCAGGAGAGAGUUGAAUACAUCGUAUUCUAAGCAAGGAAAGUACUUCUAUUAUGACUCACCGCAUUAUGAAGAAACUGGAAUUUGGAUACCUGUCUCCAUUCCUCCUAUGUCAGAAAGUGACCAUGAAGAGUGGACCAGAGGUUUCUGCACUAAUGGCGGAUACAAUCCUGAAGGAGAUGCUAGUUGGGGUCAAUGCACUGCAGAAGAUAAAGAAAUGACUAUGUGGGAUGUGGUUGCGGAGAUGUUACUUGUGGCCCGAGGUAAGGUCGGUUCUUUUGCUUCAGGUGAUAUUGGGAAAAUUUCAUGGAUAUCUAACUGCGUAAUUGAGCAAGCAUGGAAAGAGAUGGCUCAAACUCUCACGGAGGCUAAUUUCAGUAAUGCCCAAGAACUUCUUGAAGCUGAACCACCCAAAUGGCUUCCCGAUAGUGCAGCUUCUUCCUGUAUGCUGUGUAGCGUGCGGUUUCACCCAAUAAUGUGCACUAGGCAUCAUUGUCGGUUUUGUGGAGGAGUCUUUUGCAGUGACUGUACCAAUGGAAGGAGCUUAUUGCCAGAAAAAUUUCGUGCUGGGAAUCCACAACGAGUGUGUGAUGUAUGUUGUGUGCGUCUUGAGGUUGUGCAGCCAUACUUAAUGAAUCAAGUGAGCCGUGCUGCCCAGUUGCCAACACAUGAUCUGACAGACCUAAGCACUUUAAGAUCGUGGAUAAAUUUUCCGUGGGGUCAGACAAUGGAACAUGAAAUUUACAAGGCCACAAACACAAUCUGCUGUUAUAGUAAGGUUGGUUCCUUGAGACCAGAGAGAAAAAUUCCAGAAGCUAUUUUACAAAAUGCAAAAGGCCUUGCGAUACUCACUGUUGCGAAAGUUGGAAUGAUGGUGACAUAUAAAAUUGGAACAGGUCUGGUAAUUGCGCGUAGGGAUGAUGGCACAUGGUCUGCACCAUCUGCCAUUACUUCCUUUGGUGUAGGCUGGGGCGCUCAGGCUGGGGGAGAGCUGACUGAUUUUAUAGUUGUAUUGAGAACGAGUGAUGCAGUAAAAACCUUCAGCAGUGAUACGCAUCUCUCGGUUGGAGCUGGUUUGAGCGCAGCUAUAGGGAUCAUUGGACGUACUGCAGAAGCUGAUAUGAGAGCCGGUUCUAAUGGCUACGCUGCUUGUUAUACGUAUAGCUGUAGUAAAGGUGCAUUUAUUGGAUGCUCUCUAGAAGGUAGUGUCGUCACAACUCGUAAAUGGGAAAAUUCCAGAUUCUAUGGUAGCGAGUCUAUAAAUGCAUCAGAUAUUCUUCUUGGUUCAUUGCCUCGACCACCUGCUGCAGCCAGUCUUUACCGUGCCCUCGGAGACUUGUAUCAGAAGCUUCAAGGGUGACAGCACAAUUGGGGGACAUCCGCCAUCGUACACGACGUGGAUCAGUUGUAUUGCAUAUACCUUGUUGCAGGAUUCUUUUGUUGUACAUGGCCAAAUGUUGUACAGAAUUGACAGGCAAAUUGCUUUGGAUAAAUGAAAUAUGUUGUAUAUUAGGAAUUGAUGAUGGGGGUAAAGUGUCCUCGUGAUCCAUCAGAUUCAAUAGAUUGCAAAUCAGUGAAAAUGUAAAUGUCAGAUUAAACAA
Messenger RNA from Olea europaea var. sylvestris, 2200 nucleotides. RefSeq lists its product as uncharacterized. The record is from RefSeq and is a predicted model, not a curated record. The transcript has 5 exons. Bases 142 to 1959 code for a protein of 605 amino acids. NCBI's taxonomy places the organism in Eukaryota, Viridiplantae, Streptophyta, Magnoliopsida, Lamiales, Oleaceae. Gene Ontology annotation, molecular function: metal ion binding; phosphatidylinositol binding.